Molecule: messenger RNA, 567 nt
Organism: Porites evermanni
Lineage: Eukaryota; Metazoa; Cnidaria; Anthozoa; Scleractinia; Poritidae
Source: the annotation of a GenBank genome assembly
AUGAGUCGAUCACGGAGGCAACACUCUACUUUGGUUCAUUUUGUUGGUGGUGGUUUAGGAGGUUCUUUCGGUGCGUUUGUAACAUGUCCACUGGAAGUUAUUCAGACCCGACUUCAAUCUUCUGCCUUUCAUUGUCAAAGAACCGCUGCCAAAAUGCGUACAGCCAAGAAAUUAUCAUCAACUGGCCCGUCUGUGAAUUUCAGUACAGCCAGUGUCGCCGAUACCAAGAUAAACAUUGCUGCGAAUCGCUUCAAAGGAAUUAUUUCCUAUGGCAGAUAUAUGGUCAAACACGAAGGGUUCCUAUCCCUGUACAAAGGUCUUGGUCCCACGUUGGUUGGCGUCACUCCAUCAAGAGCGAUUUAUUUUGCUUUCUAUUCCAAAACAAAGGACUUUCUGAAUAAAUCUGGCAAGCUUACCCCCGACUCUUCGCCUGUACACAUGAUUUCAGCCGCAAUUGCGUCCUUUGUAAACCACACUAUCACUAACCCCCUAUGGUUCGUCAAGACUCGACUCCAGUUGGACCACAGAGAAGCAAGACGGGUCAGCGCUUUCCAAAUUGUCCGGGAU